AUGGGUACACCAACGACUCCAGCCCCUGCGACGCCGGCUCUUCUUUUGCACCCUCACCCACGGAAGAAGUACAUCGCCGCAAGAGCAUUCUAUCUCACGAUUGCGUUGAUAUGUCUCUUGACUGCAUGGAGUGCUGUCUUGUCUAGGGGUCAAGAGCAAGUCGCGGCGCGCGAUGAUUGGACGUUGCUGCGGCGGGGACAGGCUGGAACAGAGAAGUCUCUCAGCGUCCCAGUCAGAAUCGCAAAGAGGGAUCAAGCGGUAGGGGAGCCUACAGAAUACCACGUAGAAUAUGCCAAUACUAAUGCGAUCAAAAGUAAUUGUCCAGAUGAGGAAGCUGGCCUGUUUUCCUACCUUCAACUCUAUUAUUGCAAGCUACCCAAGGCAAAACCAGUCGCAUUCAUCAUCAUGGUCACCUGGCUCGGUCUUCUAUUCACAGCGAUUGGUAUCGCAGCCAGUGACUUCUUCUGUAUCAAUCUAAGCACCAUUGCAAGCAUACUCGGUCUGAGCGAGAGCAUAACGGGGGUUACGUUCCUGGCCUUUGGUAAUGGCAGCGGAGACAUCUUCUCGACGUUUGCAGCUAUGAAGACUCAUAGUGGAAGUUUAGCGGUGGGUGAGCUUAUCGGCGCAGCUAGUUUCAUCACUACAGUGGUGGCCGGGUCAAUGGCGCUCGUUAGACCUUUCAAAGUUGCAAGAAGGAGUUUCGUUCGAGACGUAGGUUUCUUCAUUGUGGCGGCAGGCUUUAGCAUGGUGUUUCUUGCCGACGGGUCUUUGCACCUGUGGGAAUGCAUCGCGAUGGUCGCUUUCUACAUCUUUUACGUGGUCUUCGUAGUAAUCUGGCAUUGGUCUCUCAAGCGGAGAGCAAAGCAAAGAAAUCUUGAAGAUACUGCCCGGAGUCACUACCAUAUACCAGGCACUGAUGAGGGAGCUGUUGAGCCAUAUCGUGACGAAGAAGGCGAGGAGGUACGGCCAUCGAGAAGCCGGGCUACUACCCGAACAGUCUCAAUGGAGGAUUUUGCAACCCUCGAAAGAGCCGGAAGUCCAAUACCAAAAGCCAUCGCAGAAGAGAUAGACGCCAGCGACGAAACGAGAGACAGAUAUCUUGCGGAGAUCAGCAGCAACAUGCGUGUGAGCCGAGUUCGUGCGGGCGAGCGGCGGAACACCAUCAAUCCCAUACGACCCAGCCUCGUCGGAGCCCUGGAAUUCACCGCUAUCCUUUCUUCAUUGCAAAGGUCUAGAAAUAUUCAAACAAUGCCGAUCAAUCUCCGCCGCUAUUCAGACGAUCCAACUUUUACGGCGGCCCAGCAGCAGGAUAACAUGUCUGUCGUUUCUAAUCCAGAACGUGCUCAUGACGAUGUCGAUUCUCAUGACUUGGCGUCCAAUUCUGGAAGGAGUAGUCAGGAAAUCGAUCGCAACGGCCCACUACGUGUUCGGGCAGUCUCAGCAAAUGAUGCCCUAGGAAUGCGAAGAGACCCCGAAGCCUUUCGGAAACCACAACCAGAAGUUCCACAGGUCGACUUUCUAUCCCCUUCGCCACCAAAUAGUGGAAAGGUCCCCCCUCCAGGUGUCUCUGAGGCUGAAGACGGACCCAGCAAAGAUCCACCUCGAUUAUCUUUAUCGCCCUUUACCGCUGAUCAAAGCGACUUGGUCUCCAGCCCUUCAAGUCUGACCCCACAAGACCGCCGACGUUCUAUGGAUUUACUUGCGCCGCCAGGUGAUUCACAGAAUCUGCCAUCCGUUCACCACAGUACUACUUCCCUUGAUCACUCUUCCAAACCUCACGCUCCAAAACUCGAUAUUCCCCGGUCACCAGCAUCAUCACCAAGAGGAACCCCUCUUUCACCAUUUCCAGAGUACCACGAUGACCCAAAUUUCCUGCCGUCACUAUCGCGUUCGCGGACGCCUAGCAUACGAUUACCUCCUCCAAGUCUUGGCUCGGAGUCGACUUUCCGCCAGGACAUCUUCCAGGAGUCGGAAAAGCCACUACGAUGGUGGCCAUACAGGAUUUUACCAUCCCCUCAAAUACUUCUGUCUACGAUUUUUCCAACGUUGUACAAUUGGAAGCAGAAAAGCAUCUGGGAGAAGAUGCUUGGUGUUGUCGCAGCACCUAGCGUCUUUCUCCUCGUCAUCACCUUACCGACUGUAGAGGCAGAGAAAGACGACGAUUUACCUGACAUUGUCGAUCCAGACCCUGGACUGCUUUCUCCAGACAAAAGUCACUCUCGCAAAAAACCUCACGUUCCUGUGGUUUCAGAGAGCCCUGAACAACUUCCGCUGCGGGACCCUCAAACCCACCGUUCAAGAAAGUACACGAACGGCAAUAAUCUCGCGGUCUCCCCGUCCAUCAACGUCACUGCACCCGAGCCUCUUGACAUCCCAGCUCCUCGACUCAACAAGCCCACUCAAGACAAUACUCACGCAGCAUCAGAUUCGGAAGCCUCCUCACCAAAGGCCUGGAACCGUUGGCUUAUCGCAACUCAAUUAUUCACGGGCCCCUGGCUGAUCGUCCUCCUCAUCUGGGCAAAUAUCUCCCCAUCGAAUCCGCGCGCCCUUCUCCUCCCAACCCUUUACAGCCUCCUCGCCUCCCUAAUAGCCCUCUCCCUUCUCCUGCUUUUCACUUCCCCCACUCGGCCUCCUCGCUAUCGCUACCUUCUCUGCUACCUCGGUUUCGUAAUAGCCAUUGCCUGGAUCAGCACGAUCGCAAACGAAGUCGUUGGCGUGCUGAAAGCCUUCGGGACCAUUCUCAGCAUCAGCGACGCCAUCCUUGGUCUUACCAUCUUCGCCGUUGGGAACUCUUGCGGGGAUUUAGUCGCUGAUAUCACGGUCGCAAGGCUCGGGUAUCCUGUAAUGGCACUGAGUGCAUGUUUCGGAGGGCCGAUGCUGAAUAUACUGUUAGGCAUUGGGUUGAGUGGGUUAUAUAUGACUGUGAGGGGCGCCGAGAAUAGGGAGAGGAAGCAUCCGGGUGAGCCGUUGAGGUAUAAGCCGUACCAGAUUGAGGUUGGCGGGACGCUGCUGAUCAGUGGGGUAACGCUGCUUGUCACGCUGGCCGGACUGUUGAUUGUGGUGCCACUAAGAGGCUGGUGGAUGGAUAAGCGGGUUGGAGUGGGGUUGGUGGUAUUGUGGACGGCUAGCACGAUUGGGAAUGUCAUUGCGGAGGUUUUAGGAUGGGAGAAGAAGUUGACGUAG
Molecule: messenger RNA, 3183 nt
Organism: Bacidia gigantensis
Lineage: Eukaryota; Fungi; Ascomycota; Lecanoromycetes; Lecanorales; Ramalinaceae
Exons: 2
Coding region: 1-3183 (1060 amino acids)
Biological process (GO): transmembrane transport; intracellular calcium ion homeostasis; monoatomic cation transport
Cellular component (GO): membrane
Molecular function (GO): monoatomic cation transmembrane transporter activity
Source: RefSeq, a predicted model, not a curated record